AUGAGUCUCACAGAAGAGAGAACACAUUUGUGCUCUGAGUGUGACAAACACUUUACAUGUAAAUCAGCACUUCUCAUACAUCAGAGGAGUCACACAGGAGAGAGACCAUUUACAUGUCCUGAAUGUAGCAAGUGUUUCUCUUAUAAAUCACAUAUUAGUAGACAUCUGAGGAUUCACACAGGAGAGAGACCAUUUCAAUGUUUUGAAUGCAGCAAUUCUUUCUCUCAUAAGACACAGCUUGUUAAACAUCUGAUGAUUCACACAGGAGAAAAGCCAUUUAAAUGUUCUGAAUGCAGCAAGAGAUUUAUCGAGAAGAAAGAACUUAUUAAACAUCAGAGGAUUCACACAGGAGAGAAACCAUUUAAAUGUUCUGAAUGCAGCAAGUGUUUUUCCCAGAAGGCAUCUCUUGUUAUACAUCAGAGGAUUCACACAGGAGAUAAACCAUUUAAAUGUUCUGAAUGCAGCAAGUGUUUUCCCCAGAAGGCACAGCUUGUUAUGCAUCAGAUGAGUCACACAGGAGAGAAACCAUUUAAGUGUACUGAAUGCAGCAAGUGUUUUACUGAGAAACAAAUUCUUGUUAGUCAUCAGAGGACUCACACAGGAGAGAAACCAUUUAAAUGUUCUGAAUGCAGCAAGUGUUUUUCUCAGAAGGUACAGCUUCUGAGACAUCUGAUGAUUCACACAGGAGAGAAACCAUUUAAAUGUUCUGAAUGUAGCAAGUGUUUUUCCCAGAAGGUACAGCUUGUUAGACAUCAGAGGACUCACACAGGAGAGAGACAAUUUAAAUGUUCUGAAUGCAGCAAGUGUUAUGCUGAGAAGAGAGGACUUGUUAUACAUCAGAGGAGUGACACAUUAAAGAAACCAUUUACAUGCCCUGAACGCAGCAAGUGUUUUAAACAACACAUAUCAGGGGUCAUUCCAAGUUGA
This is a messenger RNA of Pseudophryne corroboree (corroboree frog), 927 nucleotides long. Its product is annotated as gastrula zinc finger protein XlCGF8.2DB-like. The transcript has a single exon. The coding region runs from base 1 to 927 and encodes 308 amino acids. Gene Ontology annotation, cellular component: nucleus. NCBI's taxonomy places the organism in Eukaryota, Metazoa, Chordata, Amphibia, Anura, Myobatrachidae. Gene Ontology annotation, molecular function: RNA polymerase II cis-regulatory region sequence-specific DNA binding; DNA-binding transcription factor activity, RNA polymerase II-specific. The record is from RefSeq and is a predicted model, not a curated record. Gene Ontology annotation, biological process: regulation of transcription by RNA polymerase II.